This is a messenger RNA of Trifolium pratense (red clover), 1410 nucleotides long. RefSeq names its product probable serine/threonine-protein kinase DDB_G0267514. The record is from RefSeq and is a predicted model, not a curated record. The coding region runs from base 1 to 1410 and encodes 469 amino acids. Lineage: Eukaryota; Viridiplantae; Streptophyta; Magnoliopsida; Fabales; Fabaceae. The transcript has a single exon.
AUGGAUUCAGGAAAUAGUGGUAGUAUGCAAUCUUCAAGCUGUGGUGAUGAAAUUGAAGAGUAUGAUUCAUCAAGACCUGAAUCGGAUCAGUUGUCGAUGUUUCUGAACAAUCAAUUAUUACCUUCAACAACAACAACAACAACAACAACAAGAUCAAUAAGUCAUUUUCUAAACCCACCACCACAAUCUUCAUCUUUACAACAACAAAUGUUUGAUCCAUUAGCAAAUUAUUACAUGGAUUCAUUACAAAAAUCAACACCAUCAAACCAAAACUCAUUUCUAAAUCUUGAUAUGAUGUGGUCUAAAGGUGCUACAGGUAGAUCUGAACAAAACAACAAUGAUCUUAGCAACUUAAUGAUACCAUCAUCAUCUUCUCAUCAAAAUCAACAAGCUUUUUUGUUGAGUCAAGUGGUUGGUGAAACAAGAGAAAACAUUAACGUUGUUGGUGGUUCUGUUCCUACCACACACCAUUCUCAGCCAUUAGAUCAUCAUCAUCAUCGUCAACAACGUGGAACAUCCCUUACCAAUGAUCAACAAAAUCUUCAAAACAUCAACAAUAGCAAUAUGGGUAGAAAUAAUAAUCCUAAGAAAAGAUCAAGAGCUUCAAGACGUGCACCAACAACAGUUUUAACAACAGAUACAACGAAUUUCAGAGCUAUGGUUCAAGAAUUUACUGGUAUACCAGCACAACCAUUUUCUUCACCUUUUCCAAGAACAAGAUUGGAUCUUUUUGGUUCUUCAAGAUCAUCUUUUUCAUCAUCUCAUAUGGAUUCUCUACCGCCACCGCCGCCACUCCAACCACCUUAUCUUCUUCGGCCUUUUGCUCAGAAAAUUCACUCUUUUCCACCUUCUUCAUCCAUGGUGGAAAAUUUGCUAGUGUCUAAUAAUAAUUCAACUACCAUUAACUACCAUUUAUCUCAGCAGCAUCAGAAUCAGCAGAGUCAUCAUCCUGUAAUGCAACACAACCAAAUUCUCGGUUUUCAAUCAAUUUCUGAAACAGCAACAACAAAAUAUCCAAUUGGGUCCCACCAACAACAAACCUCCUUGGAAAUCUCGCCCAAUGUUGAUUCUCAUAUCAAAAGGGGUUCUCUUUUUGAAGAAUUAUCUCAUCAUGUUAAUGUUAACAACACCAACAACAUUGGUAAUGUUCUUCAUCGUCAGAACAUGGUUCCCACAUCGUCGUCGUCGGACGCGGUGGUCAACAAUAAUAUGGGUAGUUCUUCGUCGGGGAAUCAGUGGGGUACGAGUAGGAGAACGAAUAAUGGAGGAAAUCUUGGGUCUUUGAGUUGCAUUGAAGAAAGGAAUUGUACAUCAGAUUUUGGUAUAGAGAAAGGACAAGAAUGUGCUGUGGCUACAACAAGAGGUGAAGGUACGGUGGAAUCAUGGAUUAAUUGUUCUUCUUCUGAUUAA